AUGACAGACCCCGAAAAAACAUCUCGAGAAUCGAGUUCCUCGAAUAAUCUCGAUGGGACGCCAAAGUCACCACCUGUUGAUACCACCACAGGAAAAGAUCUAGAAAGCCAGGAUCAAAGAAUAGUAGUACCGCCAUUACAGUGGAAUGGUCCUGACGAUCCAGAUAAUCCUCUCAAUUGGCCUGUGUGGAAGAAGAGUUGGCAUGUUUUUACUCCAGCUUUGAUUUCUUUCUCUGCAACCCUCGGCUCCUCCCUCAUAUCCCCCGCCGCCCCCUUCAUCUCCCACACCUUCCACACCAGCUCGACCGUCUCCAUCCUCCCCCUCUCCACCUACGUCCUAGCUCUCGCGCUGGGUCCCCUCAUCGCAGCCCCCCUCUCCGAAUCCCUCGGUCGAAAACCCGUCUAUCUACUCUCCGUCCCCCUGGGCUGCAUCUUCACUCUCGGCUGCGGUUUCUCCCAAAACAUCGCAAGUCUAUCUAUCCUGCGUUUCCUCGCUGGUAUGGCGUUCAGUCCCGCGUUAGCAAUUGGAGCAGGUAGUAUUGCGGACUGUUAUACUGCUGAAAAGAGAGCGCGUCCUAGUGCGUGCUUUAGGUCUUCAAAUGGACCCGUCAUAGGUUCCUUUGUAACUGUCCGCAAAUCCUGGCGCUGGACCCAAUGGACAUUAAUCUUCUUCUCCAUCUUUUCUUUCCUCCCUCUCCUCCUUACCUCCGAAACCCUGCACUCACGCAUCCUCACGCGUCGCGCCAAAUCUCUCAAUCAGCCUCUCCCAGCCUCUCCAUUUCUCUCGAACGCAGCGAAGAUAAAGUUCCUCCUAACAGUCACCCUUUUUCGUCCCAUUCACAUGCUCUGUACCGAGCCCAUCGUCGCCUUCCUAAGUCUCUACGUCGCGUUUAAUUUUUCCAUUCUUUUCAGUUUCAUCGCCGCUUUUCCGUAUGUAUUCAGGACUUUAUAUGAAUUUGAUACCGAACAGAGUGGAUUGGUUUUCUUGGCAAUCGGUGUUGGAUGUUUCCUGGCUAUCAUUACAGUUCUUCUCUGUGAUACGUUCUUAUAUCAGCCUAUCGUCAAAAAAUCCCAUGAAGAAGGGAGGUCAGGUAUUGUAGCCCCGGAAUAUCGUUUAUAUCCUGCGAUGCUAGGAAGUUUUGGGCUGCCGGUUGGGUUAUUUUGGUUUGCAUGGAGUGCGAAGGAUGAUGUUCAUUGGAUAGUGCCUGUAAUUGGAGCCGUGCCUUUUUCGUGGGGAAACUUGUCGGUAUUUAUUGCAUCAGCAAACUAUCUGAUUGAUACCUAUCAAGCAUUAAAUGGUGCAUCAGCACUAGCAGCAAAUGGGCUUUUGAGAUACGUUUCGGGUGCAGCAUUCCCAUUAUUCAUAUUGCAGAUGUAUAAAAACUUGGGAAUUGGAUGGGCAACGAGUCUGUUAGGUUUUAUUGUUGUAGGGUUGCUACCUGUCCCAUGGGUAUUGUGGAUUUGGGGAAAGAAGAUCAGAAGUGGCAGUGCAUAUGAUACCAUUAAAGCAUAA
Botrytis byssoidea is the source of this 1512-nucleotide messenger RNA. RefSeq lists its product as uncharacterized. Gene Ontology annotation, cellular component: membrane. Gene Ontology annotation, molecular function: spermidine transmembrane transporter activity; spermine transmembrane transporter activity. The transcript is spliced from 5 exons. Gene Ontology annotation, biological process: spermine transport; transmembrane transport; spermidine transport. The record is from RefSeq and is a predicted model, not a curated record. Bases 1 to 1512 code for a protein of 503 amino acids. Lineage: Eukaryota; Fungi; Ascomycota; Leotiomycetes; Helotiales; Sclerotiniaceae.